This is a messenger RNA of Dinoponera quadriceps, 1597 nucleotides long. It is a transcript of the gene Ostgamma, whose product is annotated as tumor suppressor candidate 3. Gene Ontology annotation, cellular component: oligosaccharyltransferase complex. The transcript has 8 exons. The record is from RefSeq and is a predicted model, not a curated record. Lineage: Eukaryota; Metazoa; Arthropoda; Insecta; Hymenoptera; Formicidae. Bases 352 to 1341 code for a protein of 329 amino acids.
UAAUACGACCCGACGGCCGGUCAGGCGUCCCUUCUUUUCGCGUAUACACAAAUAGCGCGAUUCGGUGAUAAGUCGGGGGAAUAUUUUAUUUUCGACCGGUGCGACGCGCGAGAUGACGAGUUCCUUGCUCUUCGCAGCUUUCGAGAUAUAUCGCAGGCGUAGCGCGUACUCGAAAUAACAGUGGCACGUCAAAUGCCACGUUGUAUCGAGCAGACCAAUAGGAAGCAGCGCGAUAUUGUCUGCACGAUUACCAGUGACCGCUGAUGCGUCGCCGGUAAGAGAGUUGUUUUCCUCCUGCUGGAUCUUCAAAUUUCUCCCUCGGCAUAUCACCCCUCCUCGAAGCCGUUCGCGAUGAAGUACAAGCUCUACGUUACAUUCCUGCUCUUUUCCAUCUUAUGCUUAAGCUAUGUCGCCUGUCAGUAUAGGACGAAAAACAAUCAAGGCUCCUCCUUGGCGGAGCGCGUGCAACAAUUGAUGGAAAUGGCUGUGAAAAGAUCGGUGCUGAAAUUCAACGGGCCGAAAUUUAAACAGUACAUCAAAGCCACUCCGAGGAAUUACUCUGUCAUAGUUAUGUUUACCGCCAUGGCACCUCAGAGGCAAUGUCAGAUUUGCAGACAUGCCAACGAUGAGUUUACGAUAGUAGCCAAUUCAUUUCGGUAUUCCCAAGUAUAUUCCAACAAGCUGUUCUUUGUCUCUAUCGAUUUUGACGAGGGAUCUGAUGUAUUUCAGUUGAUGAGGUUAAAUACUGCGCCUGUGUACAUGCACUUUCCACCGAAGGGCAAGCCAAAGCCUGCCGAUACUAUUGAUAUCCAGAGAGUAGGAUUUGCCGCAGAAGCAAUAGCAAAAUGGAUUAGUGAGCGUACAGAUAUUCAGAUCAGGGUAUUUAGACCACCAAAUUAUUCUGGCACAAUAGCGGUAGUAAUGCUGCUAGUUCUCAUAGGAGGUUUUCUGUAUCUCAGACGUAACAACUUGGACUUUAUCUAUAAUAGGACCAUUUGGGGACUCGGUGCUUUGUUCUUCGCAUUAACUAUGAUUUCUGGACAAAUGUGGAAUCAUAUUAGGGGACCACCUUUCAUUCACAAAUCACAGAGUGGAAAUGUAGCUUAUAUUCAUGGAUCUUCUCAAGGACAGUUUGUAUUAGAAACCUAUAUUGUUAUGGUUUUAAAUGGAGCAGUGGUGUUAGGUAUGAUUUUAAUGACCGAAGCUGCAGCUCGUAAAGGUGAUGUUAAGAAGCGUAGGAUAUUUGCUGUGAUAGGCUUGGCGUUAGUUGCAAUUUUCUUUAGUCUUCUCUUGUCAAUAUUCAGGAACAAAGCUCAAGGCUACCCAUAUAGGGAGGAAUAAUUUUUGUGUUUCAGCUUACUGUUCAAAUAACUAAUUCAUGUAGGAAAGUAUUUUCACACGAUCUCCAUUAAAGAACCUGAGACCUUUGCAAUUUGAUGUGAAAUUAGAGUCGAACUAGGAACAUUUUUUUACGAACCAAGGAUAAAAUGUUAUAUUGUUACAAAUUUAUCUUAAUUUUCAUCUCUUUAUUACAAUGUAUGUAUGUAAAAUAAUCCAUCUUUACAAUGAUUCUUCUUCAAUAAAAAAAAUAAUAAUA